AUGGACCGGGAGGUUCUGCCGGGAUCUACGGUCCAACAAGCUGUGCCCGCCCACCUCCCUCUGCACAAAAUGGGGCCUGAGGACGACCCGGAGACAUUUCUGGAUUUAUUUGAAAAGUCGGCCGAGGUACAGGACUGGCAGCGGCACAGCAGCUUCCGGUGCAGCCUCCGGGCCUUCGUGAUGGCCCAACAGCUCCGGGACUCUUGCCUCAAAUGGUUGCUAGCCGACGGAAGCGACGUGGAAAAGAUAAUAGAUCGUGUGGUGCUGGAACAGUUCGUCACUCGGCUAGCAAGAAGAACUGCCAAGGGGGUCCAGUGCCACUGCCCCACGUCGCUGGAGUCGGCUAUUGAUCUUGAGGAGGACCAUAUGCUGGCGUCUCAGCGCAAUGAGGUGGCGGCUCAGUUAUUGCGGAGGUCACAGAGGAAGGACUCAGUCUCAGAUUAUGCCAUACAGUUCCAGAUGUUAGAUGCGGCGUGUGGCUGGAAUGAGAGUGCACUGCGUGCACAUUUUCUUGAGGGGCUGGAGUUCCUCAUUGCCGACGAACUCGCGGCCAUAGAGCUUCCGCGGGAGCUGGAUAACUUGAUAAAUCUCGCACUCCGUAUUGAGGGCCGUUUCAGCCACUGCCGCAAACAUCGGCAAACUCCCACUCCUUGGCGCCAACUGGAGUCCACUUCGGCCAGUGCAACCAGCCUUCAGCUCUCGGAGGAGGAACCCAUGCAACUGGAUGGGGACAAAAAUCUUUCUAAACCGUUGCUUCACCCUGGACACGACCGCUUCCCUGGCCACUGCCAUGACCUUCUCCCUGGCCGCUGCCGCUUCCCUGGCCGCUUCCACGACCUUCUCCCUGGCCGCUGCCGCGACCGCUUCCCUGGCCGCUGCCAUGACCUUCUCCCUGGCCGCGACCGCUUCCCUGGCCGCUGCCGCUUCCAUGACCUUCUCCCUGGCCUCUGCCACGACCUUCUCCCUGGCCGCGACCGCUUCCCUGGCCGCUGCCGCUUCCCUGGCCUUCUCCCUGGCCGCUGCCGCGACCUUCUCCCUGGCCGCUGCCGCUUCCGCUUCCCUGGCCGCUGCCGCUUCCGCUUCCCUGGCCACUGCCGCGACCGCUUCCGCUUCCCUGGCCACUGCCGCGACCGCUUCCGCUUCCCUGGCCACUGCCGCGACCGCUUCCGCUUCCCUGGCCACUGCCGCGACCUUCUCCCUGCCCGCUGCCGCUUCCGCUUCCCUGGCCGCUGCCGCGACCUUCUCCCUGGCCACUGCCGCGACCGCUUCCGCUUCCCUGGCCGCUGCCGCGACCUUCUCCCUGGCCGCUGCCGCUUCCCUGGCCGCUUCCACGACCUUCUCCCUGGCCACUUCCACGACCUUCUCCCUUGCCACUUCCACGACCUUCUCCCUGGCCACUUCCACGACCACUUCCGAUUCCCUGGCCGCUGCCGCGACCUUCUCCCUGGCCGCUGCCGCGACCGCUUCCGCUUCCCUGGCCACUGCCACUGCCGCGACCGCUUCCGCUUCCCUGGCCACUGCCACUGCCGCGACCGCUUCCCUGGCCGCUGCCGCUUCCACUUCCCUGGCCGCUGCCGCGACCUUCUCCCUGGCCGCUUCCACGACCUUCGCCCUGGCCGCUGCCGCGACCGCUUCCGAUUCCGCUUCCCUGGCCGCUGCCGCGACCACUUCCGCUUCCCUGGCCUCUGCCGCGACCACUUCCGCUUCCCUGGCCGCUUCCCUGGCCGCUGCCGCGACCUUCUCCCUGGCCGCUUCCCUGGCCACUGCCGUGACCUUCUCCCUGGCCGCUUCCCUGGCCACUGCCGUGACCUUCUCCCUGGCCGCUUCCACGACAACUUUCUUGACCUCUUCCCUGACCACGUGGUUCACUACAUGCAUAGCCACUGGUGGUUAGGCAACAUUUCUGUCUGGCAGGACACUGGCCAUCAUGGAUGCACCUUGUAG
Carassius gibelio (silver crucian carp) is the source of this 1944-nucleotide messenger RNA. RefSeq lists its product as uncharacterized. The record is from RefSeq and is a predicted model, not a curated record. The transcript has 5 exons. Lineage: Eukaryota; Metazoa; Chordata; Actinopteri; Cypriniformes; Cyprinidae. The coding region runs from base 1 to 1944 and encodes 647 amino acids.